This is a messenger RNA of Paramuricea clavata, 312 nucleotides long. NCBI's taxonomy places the organism in Eukaryota, Metazoa, Cnidaria, Anthozoa, Malacalcyonacea, Plexauridae. The record is from the annotation of a GenBank genome assembly.
AUGAUUGAACUCGGUAGAUACGAAAACAUUCCGCGAGAAGACCGAAUAUGCAAGGUCUGCCAGGCAGGAGAAAUUGAAACGGAACAUCACUUCCUAACAUCCUGUGAAGCCUAUAGUAGUCUCCGAGAAAACUUUUUAAAUGACUUGGAAAGUGAUCCCACCAAUGAAACAGAUUUAAACGAACACAGUUUAUCAGUUGAGAUAAUGAAAUCAACUGAUAAAGAAACCGUGAUAAAAUUAUCAAAAUUUAUCUCUUUAUGUUUUGAAAAGAGAUCUAAAUGCCUUGAAGCUCGGAAUGCUGACAGUCAAUAG